AUGGUAAAAGCGCCACCCGUUUCAUACCAGCGCCUCUUCACUGCCACCAGCGUGCCGGCGACAGAUCCGCUGGGCCGGGCGCGUCCCGGCUUGGUAGGGCCCAACUGGUUCCCGGGAGUUGCCGGUGGACAUUCGCGAGACGUACCUGCGAGCCGCGUCCUGCUCCGCAUCGUGGCCGCCAGCGUGCCCCGCGGCCCGGACGUGUUCGACGGCUUUACGGGGUGCCACCUGGUGGUCUUCCUCAGCUCCGAGCAUCACCCUCCCGCGAGGACGCCGGUCUGGGCUGUGGCCCGCACACCGAUUUUGAGGCGCUCGCCGAAGCUGCUGGUGCAGGACAGGCUCGGAGGGCUGCAGGUGCAGCACGGCGAUGCGUCGAUCGCUAGACGUAGACGGAUAGUUACGGAUGCAUCGCAUGGCGCGUGGCGCAGGGCUCGACCCAGCACCGCGUGGUGGCGCCCUAGUCCUGCUUUCUGCUUCAACGGCAUCACCGACCAUCGGAUUGUUCCGCUCGACGGCAUGCGAGCUGACGACGGCAAGAUCACGCCAAUGAGGAAGCAUACGCAGCGUGGCCGACCGCUUCAUGUCAUGACGACCUCUCUGAAGAAAGAGGAAGCAUAUGGCGGUGGCUUGAGGUAG
This is a messenger RNA of Thermothielavioides terrestris NRRL 8126, 636 nucleotides long. RefSeq lists its product as uncharacterized. The record is from RefSeq and is a predicted model, not a curated record. The transcript has 4 exons. NCBI's taxonomy places the organism in Eukaryota, Fungi, Ascomycota, Sordariomycetes, Sordariales, Chaetomiaceae. Bases 1 to 636 code for a protein of 211 amino acids.